UUGCCCAUACAGGUGUGCAUAACUCAGGAAUGCCAGACAAACCUGAGUCACAGAUAGCCCCCCCCCUCCCACUUGCACACACACACCUGAGCUAAAAUAAAACUGUCUCUUCCGACUUCGUUUGCUUGAGAGCUGUUCCCACUGCUGCUACGCAACCUCUCCAUAUGCCCCUGGUGAAAGAGAGACAGGCAGAGGGAGCUCUGGAAAGCAGCAGCAAUCAAAAGGAGAGAAGAAAAGGUGAAAGUCAACAUUUGAUCAGCAGGAACUAGGACCUGUGCGGAGCUCACUUCAUCCUUGCUUGAUUCCGCGAACAUCUGCAACUACCGUAGAUGAAAGCUACCUUAAGGGGUAUAAGAAGAACCUUGGUGGAUAGAACCAAAGACACAGAAUGGACAAGCUACUGCAAAGGUCAUUGCCUGGGCUACUUCUGUUGUUGCUGCUUUAUAGCAUAUGCUUGAGCCAAGGAAGCAGAAUUAAUAGCUGUGUGGCUUCCAGGGCAAAAAGCUGCACUGAAUGUAUUCGAGUGAACAAGGACUGCUCUUUUUGCACUGAUGAGAACUUCAAAGAGGCCCGCUGUGAUUUAAAAGAGAACCUAAUGAGAUAUGGCUGCAGUGAGCACAACAUUGUGUUCAUGAAAGGAGAAAUGCUAACACUAAAGGAAUUUAGAAUUGAUACCUCUCUGAAGAGAACACAGGUAUCCCCACAACAGAUGUCUGUGAAGUUGCGAGCUGGUGAGGAAGCUAAUUUUCAGAUGGAUGUGUUUGAGCCACUUCAAUCUCCUGUCGACCUCUACAUUCUCAUGGACUUCUCUUAUUCUAUGUCUGAUGAUUUGGACAACCUUAAACAAAUGGGCCAGGACCUGGCAAAAUUCUUGAUGAAUCUGACUGACAACUACACCAUUGGCUUUGGCAAAUUUGUAGACAAAGUUACGGCUCCACAGACAGACAUGAGGCCUGAAAAGCUACGUGAGCCCUGGAGCAAUGCCGACCCUCCCUUCUCCUUUAAGAAUGUCAUCCGUCUAACCCAUAAUAUUGAUAAAUUCAGCCAAGAGUUAAUGACGGAGCGUAUAUCUGGCAACCUGGAUGCUCCAGAAGGUGGAUUUGAUGCCAUACUGCAAACAGUUGUUUGCAAGGAUAUCGGCUGGCGGGAGGACAGCACUCAUCUUCUGGUGUUCUCUACAGAAUCUGCCUUCCAUUAUGAAGCUGAUGGUGCCAAUGUCCUUGCUGGAAUUCUGAGGAGGAAUGACGAACAAUGUCAUCUGAACUCAGCAGGCACUUACACCUUUGACACCAAGCAGGAUUACCCCUCCGUGCCUACCCUUGUGCGACUGCUGGGACGGCGCAACAUCAUCCCCAUAUUUGCUGUCACCAACCACUCUUACGAUUACUAUGAGAAACUGCACAAAUAUUUCCCAAUCUCUGAAAUUGGAAUGCUGCAACAAGAUUCCUCCAAUAUUGUUGACCUGAUCCAUACAGCUUUUGAGCGUAUCCGUUCCAAGAUGGAAAUUCGUGCUGGCUAUACCCCCAAAGCCUUGAAAACAGAAAUAACUUCUGGGAAGUAUGAAAAGACAGAAUCUGGCUCAUUCCAGAUUGUCCGGGGGGAAGUGGGCACAUUUGAUGUGCGCGUGAAAGCUCAUGAGCGUGUGGGUGGGGAACCGGUCUGCGAUCUUCCAGAGAAAGACCGGAAGGGCUUUAUCCACUUGAAGCCCUCUUCUUUCAGCAACAAACUAGAGAUUGAAGCUUCAGUCAUCUGUGAUGCCUGCCCUUGUGAACAGCAAAAGGAACUCACGUCAGCUAAAUGCAGUUUCCAUGGAGACUUUGUCUGUGGGCAGUGUGUUUGCCACUUAGGCUGGCGGGGAGACACAUGUGACUGCUCUACAUCUUUCUCUACUGACAAUGCAGCCUGCAUACGGCCAGGGGAAGAAGAACCCUGCUCUGGCCGAGGCGAGUGCCUAUGUGGGAUUUGUCAAUGCUACUCUGAGGAUCUGACUCAGCGCUUUGAGGGCAAAUAUUGUGAAUUUGACAACUUCCAGUGUCCCCGCACGUCUGGAUUCCUCUGCAACGAUCGGGGUCGCUGUUACAUGGGCCAGUGCCUAUGUGAAAGUGGUUGGCAAGGCCCAGGCUGUGAGUGUCCCACAAGCAAUGAGACUUGUCUCACCAACAAUGGGAUGAUUUGUAAUGGGCGCGGGAUUUGUGAAUGCGGUAGAUGUAUCUGUGAAAACCCUACUCUCUAUGUUGGACCCACCUGUGAAGUCAGCUACUCCUUGGGCUUUCAGCAUGUGUGUGAAGAUAUCCGCAGCUGUGUUCAAUGCCAGGCUUGGAGGACUGGAGAGAAGAAGGGGCAGAAUUGUACAGGCUGUCCUUUCACGAUCAAAAAGGUGGAUGAUCUGGAAAAAGAAGGGGAGGUAAAAACAAUUUGUUCCUUUCAAGACGAGGAGGAUGACUGCAUUUACCGUUUCACAGAAGAGAAUCUCAGCAAUGAGCACAACAGAACUGUUCUUGUGCAAAACAAGAAAGAGUGCCCGGCAAGAAGCUUCCUUUGGCUUAUCCCUUUGCUAAUGUUACUGAUGCUACUCCUGGGGUUGCUGCUUCUACUGUGCUGGAAGUUCUGCGCUUGUUGCAAGGCUUGUUUAGCACUGUUGCCCUGUUGUGCACGAGGUCGCACUGUUGGUUUCAAGGAGGACCACUAUCUGCUCAGGCAGAGUCUGAUGUCCUCAGACCACCUGGACACUCCCAUGGUGCGCAGCGGCAACUUGAAAGGCAGAGACGCAGUCCACUGGAAGAUCAACAACAACGUGCACAAGCAAGACUUCUCUUCCUUAGCUCUUAAUCCCAAAGAUAUGAUUCCAUACGGGUUGUCUCUCCGAUUGGCCCGGCUCUACACUCAAAAUCUUGCAAAACCAGAUAGCCGUGAACACCAGCAACUUCAAAAAGAAGUGGAAGAGAAUCUGAACGAGAUUUACAGAACUAUUCCUGGUGCCCAUAAAUUUCAGCAGACAAAAUUCAGGUUACAGCCGAAUUCUGGGAAAAGGCAAGACCACACGAUAGUAGACACUGUGCUCACUGCCCCCCGUUCAUCCAAGAACGAGAUUGUGAAAGUAACAGAGAAACACGUCUCUCAAGAGGCUUUUAAUGACCUGAAAGUAUCGCCUGGUUACUAUACUGUAAUCUCAGACCAAGAUGCCCAUGGCAUGGUAGAGUUUCAGGAAGGAGUAGAGCUGGUGGAUGUCCGGGUUCCCCUCUUCAUCAGGGCUGAUGAUGAUGAUGAAAAACAGCUGCAGGUGGAGGCCACUGAUGUUCCUGUGGGGACUGCAGACAUCGGUCGCCGUCUUGUCAACAUCACCAUAAUUAAAGAACAGGCCAAAAGCAUCAUCAGCUUCUUAGAGCCAGCUUAUUCUUACAGCCGCUUUGACAAGCUGGCUAAGAUCCCUGUUGGUCGUGAUAUAUUGGAGAAUGGGAAGUCCCAGAUAACAUACAGGACACGAGAUCUCACCGCUCAAGAAGGCAAAGAUUAUAUUUUUACAGAGGGCGACUUGAUCUUCCUGCCUGGAGAAAAGCGGAAGGAAGUGCAAAUACCGUUGCUGGAACUAACUGAAAUAGAUGCCCUUCUUCACAACCGGCAGCAGAAACAGUUCAUAGUGGAUCUUGUUGAUCCCAGGUUUGGGGCAAAAGUAGGCAAAUACCCCAAAACGGUUGUGACAAUUGAUGAUCCAGAAGCUGUGGAUGGUUUAGCAUCAAUGACAGGCCUAGGUCAGCUUCCAAUGACUUCUAGAAGCAGGCUCGGAGCACCCCUUAAUCCAAAUGCGCAGGCGCUAAACUCAAGGAAGAUCCGCUUCAACUGGCUACCCCCUCCUGGCAAAGUCGCAGGGUACAAGGUGAAAUACUGGAUCCAAGGGGACCCUGAAUCAGAGGCCCACCUGCUUGAUUCCAAAGUGCCUUCAGCAGAACUAACCAACUUGUACCCCUACUGCGAUUAUGAGAUGCAGUCCUGUGCCUACACUGCUACUGAUGAGGGGCCUUAUUCAGAAGUGGUUCACUGCCGCACACUCGAGGAAGUUCCCAGUGAGCCUGGACGCUUGGCUUUCAAUGUCGUCUCCUCCACUGUGACACAGCUGAGCUGGGCAGAGCCUGCUGAGACCAAUGGAUUGAUCACAGCCUAUGAAGUCACCUAUGGACUUGUCAAUGAGGAAAACCGACCUAUUGGGCCAUUAAAGAGAGUCAUGGUGGCAGACCCAAAGAAGAGGAUGGUUCUGAUUGAAAACUUACGGGAAUCACAGCCCUACCGCUACACAGUGAAGGCCAAGAAUGGAGCUGGUUGGGGUCCUGAGAGAGAAGCUACUAUUAAUUUGGCCACGCAACCCAAGCGCCCCAUGUCCAUUCCCAUUAUCCCUGAUGUGCCAAUAAUUGAUGCUGAAGGGGGAGAGGACUAUGACAGCUACUUGAUGUACAGCACCGAUGUACUGCGCUCACCAGCUGGCAGCAAACAUCCCAGCGUUUCAGACGAUUCUGGCUCUCGGUGGAAACCUGUGCAGCUACUGGGGGAGGAGCUGGACCUUCGUCACGUUGCCUGGAGGCUCCCAGCAGAAUUGAUUCCUCGGCACUCGGACAGCAGCUGCUUUUCCUCGGAUGCAGAGGGUCUCUUCCAUGAGGGGAGCACCCGUUCUGAGCUAGUGGACAGUGAUGCAGCCAGCGGCAGUCUGCCAAGAAGUGGGACUCCCCGGCCCCAACCAGAACACAUGAUGAAUGGCCGGGUGGACUUCACCUUCCCUGGGGGAAGCUUGACUCGGAAUACGACUUCCAGCUACAAUCAUCUAAGUCCACACAUCCACCAUGAGAGAAGGGUAAUGGGAACUUCCUCUCUGACCAGGGAGUAUACCACCACAGUCUUGUCUGGACAAGGCAUCUCAGGGCCAGCCACACAGUCUGUGCAUUAUGCCCUCCCACAGAAAGCCAGGGCCCGCACUCACUCCGAAGAUGUCUGUGAAGCACUGAGCAGCCUGGACACAGUGCUUCUGGAUUCCAGGACUCAUCUGGGAGUCCCUGACACUCCCACCCGGUUAGUGUUCUCUGCCCUGGGGCCAACCUCACUGAAGGUCAGCUGGCAGGAGCCGCACUGUGACAAGGAGGUACAAGGAUACAGCGUACAGUACCAGCUCCUCAAUGGAGGAGAAAUGCACAGGCUUACUAUUCCCAAUCCUAAUCAGAACUCAGUGGUGGUGGAUGACCUGUUGCCGAACCACUCUUACGUCUUCAAAGUGAAGGCCCAAAGUGACGAAGGCUGGGGUCCGGAGAGAGAGGGAGUGAUUACUAUUGAGUCCCAAGUGGAUCCACGUAGCCCUCUGAGUCCUGUUCCAGGCUCUCCAUUUACCUUGAGCACACCUAGUGCACCAGGGCCUCUGGUGUUCACAGCUCUGAGUCCAGAUUCUCUUCAACUGAGUUGGGAAAGACCCCGCCAACCCAAUGGAUUGAUUCUGGGCUACAUGGUCACUUGUGAAAUGCUACAUGGCGGAGGGGAACCCAGGAAUAUCUAUGUGGAAGGAGACAACCCAGAGACUACUUUGACAGUCCCUUACUUGAAUGAAAAUAUUCCAUAUAAGUUCAAAGUCCAAGCCAAAACCACACAAGGCUUCGGGCCUGAAAGAGAAGGCAUUAUCACGAUUGAAUCUCAAGAUGGAGGAGCUUUCUCUCAGUUUGGAACACAGCAGUUUACCAAGGAGGAAGUGUACAGUCUCCCCACAGAAUAUACCACCAAAACCAGCUUCACUCACUCUGCACUGGACCCCUUAUAUGCAGAUGGCACACUGAUGACCACUCAGCGUGUGGAGAGUGGCAGCACCCUCACCAAACAAGUCACCCAAGAGUUUGUCACCAGAACCAUGAUGUCUAACAGCAGUGGGACAUUCACCAGACAGACAGACCGGCAGUUCUUUGAAGCCUGAGUCAAGAAGGAAGCUGCCAAAUGGACACCCGGAUUUCAACAGGGGAUGACCUGAAGUAGGCCCGUUCUGGGGUCAACUUCCGGACAAGCUCAUGGUUCCCACUUUAUUGCAUCAGCAUUAAAAACAUUGGAUGUUGCUUUGAUACUCCAGUGGGAAGAGGGUGCAUGCAGCCCAGGUGGAACUCUACAACAUUACAAAAAGUUUUUUUUUUUUUUUUACAGUAGCUUGGUUACAAAGGGCUACCGCACAGCUUUGAGUCAAGAUUUUGAUUUUUGCAUUCUUAGCUAUUCAAAUGUUGCCAUUGGAAGUUUGACCACAUAGGACUAAAUCUUUGUUCAAAUCUCCACCUGCUGCCAUUCCAGUCCAUUCUUUAUUCGUUUCAUUCCGAUUUCUUUCCUAAGUUCCUCAGCCCCUUGUCAAUACUAUUAAUACUGUCAGCAAAAUCCAUCUGUCACACUCUAUACAUUUUGUUAAGUAUACCUGUUAAAAGGCAAGGGAGGAGUAUUACCUUGCUUCCUAUUACAUUUCUGCAUAUGGUACUUCAAUAGCUGAUUAGUAUGUUAAUUUGCAUAGCUCCGCCCGCUGUGCCUUACGGAGAAAUGUCGCUUAAAGUACUGUACAGUUGCCUAAUGUAUGUAUUAUGUAUUUUUUUACAAAGAAUAUUUGAUCUCACCUAGCAACAUGGGAGCAGAAUUCAAACAUUGAUCCUCAACAUCUAUAGAAGCAAACAUACGAUACGACAUUAAAAUCAAUGCCCUUACCCUAAAAAGGCCUAGAACAGUGUUGUUUCAUUUUUAAUGACUGCAACCAACAAAAUUUGCUCAAUUCCACCCGCAGCCCUUCUGCCCCUCUAAUGUACUGGCAGUGGUGGCCAAGAAGCACUGCAGGUUGAUAACAACAUUGGCUAGGUCAGUGUCACUGGUUUUGGCCUAGGCAUAGUUAGUUCCAGCCAUUUUUGUUUCCCUCCUCGUCUUCUCACCACCACCGGCAGUGUCUUCCAGUACUGGUAUAAUACAGACAUUGGCUACUUUUGUGUAUUCAAAAUUUACUCAGUCACAUUGCUUCAUGGUUACUGUAGUCAACUACAGCAUCCAUAAGGCACUGCAACUUGAGAUAAAUCAGACACGAACAAGAACACCUGGAGCCUAAGUAUUAUACAGGCUUUGUCUGCAAUUUCAUCUAUGCAAUUUAGCUGCUCCCAGGUGUGGAGCAGGAAUUCUGUGGAUGUCUGGUGUUCCAUAUCGUGGGUAUUAGCACAGAAUUUCUCUCCUGAGCUUUGCUGAUCCCUAAAUAUAACCAAUCUUCCCUGCAAGAAGAAAAGUAGCACAACAGAAAAGUUCUAGUCUAACCCUUCCUCUUCUGUGCUAAUUUUCUACUUGCAAGAUUUUAAUUUAGUGAAACAUUCAAAAAGAUUAUGAGUCUAAUGCCAUCGUUUCCAUUUUUGCAUGUCUGCUCCCAUAAUGCAGCAUUUUCUGACUGGGGUUCCUCAGUAGGAAUAAUGCGGGCAUGCUCCUGCAAAAGGCAGCUCACCUGCCACUACUGCUCUGCACAAUGUAUGACAGUGAAGCCCAGCAUGCAUGGCUUGUGGCCCACAAGUGUGCAUCCUACUACAAGAUGCCCCAGAAUCCUUUGCAACGCACUAUGGUACCAUGACAGAAAAUUAGAAGUUCUGCCGCUGCAGACAAGUAUGUGUGGAAAGAGUUUCUGAAGGCAGAAGCUUUGCUAUCAUGUUAACACAGCUGGGACAAUUCAGUCCCUCUUGCCUUUUGCUUUUCUUUUAACUGAUUUUGCCUCAGGACGCCUGAUAAAGAUCAGUGCCACCAACAGAACCAACCAUCAAUAUUGUGGUUUAAUUAAAACUAUAAGAGGCUCAAAUAGGUGAUUAAGGGGUCACCAAUCCAUAAUAAACAAUCCUUAAUAACAGGUUGUAACCCGCCCUAAGCCUGCUUGCGGGGAGGGCAGGCUAAAAACCCAAUCAAUCAGUCAGGUUGGUUCCACUGUAGGAGGGCAGAGGAACUUUAACCAGGACAGCCUAGGACAGGAGCUCAACUCUUUGCAGCUGCAAAGGAUAAGUGGUGGCUAGACUCCCCCCAGGGAAGUUGGCCCCUGACAACUGACCAAAGGUGCUAAUCCCAAAUCUGAGUCUGCCUUGUAAAGAACAGCUGGGGGCCUUUCACUUUUGUUAGAGGUAUAAAUUUGGAUCCCUCCUUGCAGGUUUACCACUGACUCAUUCUUGUCAGUUAAGAAAUCCUGCAAACCUUCCUAGAUUAUCUUUUCAAACAGGAUGAUUUCUUUGUAGGACUGUUAAUGUGCAGCCAAUUUCAUGGCUCUUCCUGGGUACUCACUUCCCAACACAAUAUAACAUUGGAUACAGGCUAAGUAAAGUAUCUUCAAAGCUUACAGAGCAUCCUCUUGUAAAGUUACUAUUGCCUGGUCAAAACUCCUUUCUGCAUAUUAUAAUGCUUUGUACUGAAAAUGCGCCACAGGCCUUCCUUUUAACCAAAGAACCCAUUUGAAGUAUCUUAUGGGCCAGAUUUCAGCAGGCUAAUGUUUUUAUCACCAAUUAUAAGAGGGAUUGUAUGUUUUCACUCAUGUAACAGGAGAAUCACAAUAGGAUGUAAAUGUCCUUAUUGCUGAACAUAUUUUAAUACAUAUGCAAUAUAAAAAUUAAUGGAAUGGUCUGACAGCUGGGGUUCUGGAUCUAAUAGAUUUCUAUUGCACUUAAUAAACAUUUUCUCUGUGGUA
Molecule: messenger RNA, 8683 nt
Organism: Eublepharis macularius
Lineage: Eukaryota; Metazoa; Chordata; Lepidosauria; Squamata; Eublepharidae
Gene: ITGB4
Product: integrin subunit beta 4
Exons: 42
Coding region: 389-5938 (1849 amino acids)
Biological process (GO): cell migration; cell communication; cell-matrix adhesion
Cellular component (GO): membrane; cell surface; integrin complex
Molecular function (GO): integrin binding
Source: RefSeq, a predicted model, not a curated record